Molecule: messenger RNA, 2431 nt
Organism: Mesocricetus auratus (golden hamster)
Lineage: Eukaryota; Metazoa; Chordata; Mammalia; Rodentia; Cricetidae
Gene: Tmem273
Product: transmembrane protein 273
Exons: 5
Coding region: 20-355 (111 amino acids)
Source: RefSeq, a predicted model, not a curated record
AUCCCCGGAGCCUGGGGUCAUGAGGCUCACUUGCGUGAUCUCUCAGGAGCCAGGACAGAACACCACAAUGAGCUCUAGGCUCCCGACACUGAGAGCCCUCCUCUUCCUCUUGGGUGUUGGAGGAGCUCAAGUGCUGGCAGCGGACAGCUCUGCUGAGACUGAGAUUGAUUUCAAAUACGCCAUCAUUGGCACAGCCUUGGGAAUAGCCAUAUCUGCAGGCUUCCUUGCCCUGAAGAUCUGCAUGAUCCGGAGACAUUUGUCUGAUAAUGACUCUGCAGACCUGAAGAACACACCCCAGGACCCCAUCUUGCAGAAGAAGAGAAGCCCCAGAGAUGCCCAGGCUAUGGAGCUGUAAGCGGCCAGCUACAUCCGCAGAGGGCUCAUGGGUUUUGGGUCUGUUUUAGGUGAUGGAUCAUCACAACUCCUCAGCAUAGCAUCAGGUACUAAAAGGACUACAAUGGGCAGCACCUCAGUCCCGAGGGGAGAUGUCACUCCCAUUCUGGAAGCGUGUCUGCACAAGGGGGAGUACAUGACUCAGAAGCAGGAAAAAAAGAAACCCCAAAGCCAUAUUUCCCAGCCUACAUGCCCAUGUCAGAGCUAUGCAAGUUUCUACAAUAGCACUGUGUCCACAUCAGUGGAACUCCACCCCGACACAGCUCGUGGAAAUGUGAACAAAGACAGGACAGCUUCCUUGACACCACACGCUUUAACCACCUAGACUCAGGCCUCGAAGUCUUAGCUGCCAGGAAAUUCCCACUUUAAAGACGAGCCAUGGAAGCAUCCCGAGGAGCAUGGAGCUGAUGGGCCAGUGUCCUGUGCCAUCAACGGAACACUGACCUGGUAAGGGAGGAGAGGGCAGUCCAGGCCAGGGCCAGAGGAAGGGCGUCGACAGCCCUGGGAAGGGCCUUGGAGCUGUAGCAAGAGUCAAGAGCGAGCUGGGACAGUGCCCCACAGAGAGUUACAAGAAUGCAGGCUGGCACUGUUAGCCCCGUAUAAGGUUCUGUGACUAUUGUAGCAGUAUACACAGUGCUUGCAUGAAAGGCCUUGGAAAAACCACGUCCUGUGUUCUUGUCAUAAAUACAUGGUUCGGGACACAGGCUCUGCGAGCAGUCCCUCCCUCGAAUCAUUUCUGUCUUGGAGGACCCUGCUUUUCCAUUCUUCCAGAAGACAGGUGGCCGUGUGGACUGGGACUGCUCAGACAGGGUCAUCUUCAUCGUGUUGUGAUGAAAGAGGAGCUUUUUUUUUUCCAGAACAAAGUACUGCGUUAUAAUAACGUCUGGAGUCCCAGGGUGUCUUUUGUCUGACUUGAUAACAGUGCUACUCAUUAGCAGCUUUUGCUAACUGAUCACCUAAAGCAGUUACAUGAUACUCAUAAGCAAUCUUCUGUGUGUGAGAUAGAAUAAAUCAUCGUGUACUGGAGCUGGUAAUUGAUUUGCUUCUUUUAGCAGCAUUUUAAUUACAGCGUCUGGUUUGUGAACGGCAGAACCGCUCGUGAGCGAAGGUGAAUGGCUGUGGAUUCUCAGUCCUUGUUUUACGUCCUCCCCAUGACUGCACCUCAUGACGCAGUUUCCAGACAUGUGUGUGUUUUUUCUCCUCGCCCCGCACGAAGUUUAGCAGAGAGAAGCACAGUCAUGUGACGCUUGAUGGUGGGGAAACUCCGAGGAAGGCCUCACUCCAUGCUUCCAACCUUGGGUGGGCACCACACAGCGUGCUUUACGUAAGGCAAAUUAAGACGGCUGUAAGGUCACUAGAUGAUGCAGUCUCACUGAAGGCCGCCAUAUGUGCAGUCCAUUCUUGACUGGAAUGCCACUGCACUGUCCUUGGCUGACCAGCCUCCUCUCCCCAGAUGACAAAGGACUAAUGUCAUGGAUGGGGGGUCAUUGACAAUGAUACCUCCUUGGCUCUCUUCCCAAACCUCAAUUCAAGUUCUUCUGGUUUUAAUAAGAAACUUCAAGGCCCUUCUUCAGAGCAGCACCCAGAGAUGCGACUCUAGAGGACAAUACCUUCUGACAGUGCCCCUUCUCAGGAGCAACUUCCAGGGAGGGCAGUCGCCCUUGGAGAUGUUGGGACAACCACAGUGAGUCACAGUGUCUUGGGGAUAGGGCCAUUCCUAUCCCCCUCCCAUUUGGGAACACUGUAGCAGAGGCCGUGUGUGAGGUAAACCUUACUUUGCUGGCCUAGGAGACCAUGGAGACCCCAAAGAACACAUAGUGCGCUCCCCACAGCAGGAAGAACACCAUGCUUAAAGAUCAGGGACAAGGGACUCUCAGUCUAGCUGUGGUGUGGAACCCAUAGGACUCAGUACCCGAAGGAGGAGAAGGGAAGGUGAGAGAAGUAAGCAAUUAAAAAUUAUCGGUAGAUGUAUCAAUCUACUUGGAAGUUGAAGAUAUUGACAUUUAAUUCCUAAAUAAAUCCAAGGCAUAAAAAUGAA